UCCAUGUCAGAAAUAUUAAAUAUUAACUGGGCAUUUUUUAUUACAACGGUAUAGGCCGAAGCCUGUUAGAGUUAGUGGGCCAAAGCUAGCAUUGCUCUGAGGAGAGUGAGUAGGCCAAAGCCUGUUAGUGGUAGUUUUUACCUCAGGAAGGGAUCUCCUCAGUAUAAAGUAAACGUCAGUCUGAGGUAAAUAAACCGUGUAUGAGAGAAGCCUUGUGUUUUAAAGCUCCUAUGUGUGAAGGCUGCUGCAUGUAAAGCUACUAUUCAUUUGUCAAAUUAUGUUAUAGAAACUUUUUUAUUAUUACUAUUAUUUUACUACAAAGAAAAGCCUCCAAUGGAAGCUAUAACAUUAGUCUGUGUAGAUAGAUAAAACCUUCAUAAAAACUCAAACAAUCACCCAAGUAAAAAAAAAGAAGCACAAUCAAAGCCCUGACAGACCGUGCAACAAAGAAUCUGCAAAUCCCACCUUCUCCAAAGGGAACUGAACCACCUAAACUGGGCUCUACAGGCCAAUGGAGACUCCACCACAGACAUCAGAAGAGCUGCAAAGCCAAGAACAAGCUACAAGAGUAAAGACAAAGAUCCACCCAGAGAAAAGGUGUGUUAAUGCGCUGAGCUGCUGAACUUGCAGACCGAAAGGUUGCAGGUUUGAAUCCGGGGAGCGGAGUGAGCGCCCGCUGUUAGCUCCAGCUUCUGCCAACCUAGCAGUUCGAAAACAUGCAAAUGUGAGUAGAUCAAUAGGGACCCAUUUCUGCUCUCUUGUAUGGUGAGACAUCUGGCAUCUUGGAUUCUCCGUUAUGAAAUACACAGCGGCCACAUUGCCUUUAAGGUGGAUUUCAAUUGAUGUUCACCUGCCGCAGAACUGUAUCCUGUUUUGACAUGCGGCUACUGCCAUUUACACAGUGCUACCUUGGAAAAGGGGUAACUGGCCAUGAAGUAUGCAUUGUUGCUGUCUAUGGCAUCAGGGUCGGAGACGGCAGGGGCAAUAUGGUGAGAGAACCCCUAAAAUCUGUUGUGGCCCUGCAUAGCUUCUUGUCUUGGUAGGGGUAUCAAUUAACUUUUUGUGCUUGAGACAAAAAAUUGAGUGGUCAGAUGCCUUCCAUCGGCUAGCCCCCCUCCCUCUAUACUUGCCAAAAAUAAUGUGGUUAUUUUGUUAUUUUUUUCUUUUUCUUCUUUUGCCUUCUACUUUGUAUUCUUGGAGACUUCUGCCUUAGGAUGCAAGUUAUAGAAGUUACCUAAUAGUCACUCUGUAUCAAUUAUGUACAAGCAACUUUUUCAUGUAUAUAUUGUACUUUUGCUUUAUUUCUCUUUCUUCCAAGUUUCUCAACUGGAUAUUGCAGUCAGUUAAUCAUAGAAUCGUAGAGUUGGAAGAGAUCUCGUGAGCCAUCUAGUCCAACCCUGUUCUGCCAAGAAGCAGGAAAACUGCAUUCAAAGCACUCCUGACAGAUGGCCAUCCAGCCUGUUUAAAAGCCUUCCAAAAAGUAGCCUCCACCACACUCUGUGUCAGAGAGUUCCACUGCUGAACAGCUCUCACAGUUAGGAAGUUCUUCCUAAUGUUCAGGUGGAAUCUCCUUCCCUGUAGUUUGGAGCCAUUGUUCCGCAUCCUAAUCUCCAGGGCAGCAGAAAACAAGCCUGUUCCCUCCUCCCUAUGAUUUCCCCUCACAUAUUUAUGCAGUGCCCUCAUCAUGUCUCCUCUCAGACUUCUCGUCUGCAGGCUAAACAUGCUCAGCUCUUUAAGCUGCUUCUCAUAGGGCUUGUUCUCCAGACCCUUGAUAAUUUUAGUUGCCCUUCUUUGGAGCCAUUCCAGCUUGUCAACAUCUCCCUACUUGUAGUAUGAGGAAGCACCCUUGCUCUUGAGCAGACAAGACUUUGCAAAACUAAAAUUCAGACCUUGCAAAACUACAGCUCCCAGGAUCCCAUAGCAUUGAGCCCUGGCUCUUAAGACAAGGGAAGAGAAUUGUUACUUUAAAAUCCUACCAACACUUCAGGAGUGUAAAUUGCCCCCUUUGCUUCCCAGUGGUUGCAUUUCAUUGCAACCACAUGGACUUGGACUUAAGCCAUGCCUAUGAAUGGGAGACCUCCAAGGAAGCAGCACAAGGGUUAAGAUGAGAGAGUCUGCAAGCAAGAACAGAAAAGAGAGAAGGUGGGGUGUUUUGUCAAAUGGAUGAAGUCACUUCCUGCCCCCCUCCUUUUCCUAAAAGUGAGUAAGGUGAUGGCAGGCCAUUUUUUAAGGAAAAGAACUGACAAGCCUAUAAAAUGCUCAGAGUGCGGCCAGAGCUUCAAUGAGUCAUCCCUCCUUGUGGCCCAUGAAAAAACACACAAGGAAGAGAACAAGGCCUUUGCUUGCACAGAGUGUGGUCAGGGCUUCAUCACAAGAGCGGGGCUCUUGUCUCACCAGAAGAAACACGCAAGACAGAAGAGUCAUCGGUGCAAAAAAUGUGGGAAGAGGUUCAAUUUGCAGUCCUCCCUUUUGGCCCAUGAAAAAACCCAUACAGAAGAGAAGAAGCCCUUAGCUUCUGCCAAGCGCAGUCCAAGUUCCAAGAAGAACGCUAAAACUCUGCCCCAUCGGUGCAAAAAAUGUGGACAGCGCUUCCCUUACAUGAGCAGUCUUGUUCUACACAACAGAAGUCACACUGGUGAGAAGCCGUACAAAUGCGCUGACUGCAGAAAGUGCUUCCGGACUGCGUCAGGUUUCAAAGUUCACCGCCAGAUCCACUUGGAAGAGAAACCAUACUCCUGCUCAACCUGUGGGAAGGCUUUCAGUCAGCGCAACAACCUUAUUGUACAUGAGAGACUCCACACAGGUAAGAAGCCAUAUAAGUGCAAGGAUUGUAUUAAGAGGUUUGUGGAUCAGUCAUCCCUCAAGAAGCACCGAAGGACCCACACGGGAGAGAAGCCAUAUGUCUGCCCCGAAUGCGGGAAGACUUUUGCCCUGAAUUCAGGCCUGGUACAGCAUACAAAGAUACACACUGGCGAGAAGCCCCAUAAAUGUGCCUUCUGCCAGAAAUGUUUUCGGGACAAAUCAGGAGUCAUCUCCCAUGAGAGAACCCACACCAAGGAGACACCCUUUCAAUGCACGAUCUGUUUGAAAAACUUCAGCCAUCGCUCCAACCUAAACAAGCAUGAAAGAAAUCAUUUCUAAGCCAAAGACAUGCAAACUCAGCUAAGGUGGAAAGGACAUGGUUUGGACACUGAAUGUCCUUGUGUAUGGGAAUGAAGUCAAUGAAAAUGGACCAUUAUGUUCUCCCAACAGGGAGAGAAACUAUCCCUAUUAUUGUGUCUAAUUAAUUUGAUAGUAGUUAGAUUACAUUCAUCAAUAGCUGGAUGAAAAUUCUAUACGCUGUUUUACUUCUUUUGGAAGUUACGUUGAUCAUAUGAAGACUAAUAUGACCAUAUAUAUAUAUAUAAAAAAAAUAAUGUUUAUUAUUUGCCAAACUUGUCAUUAACAAAUACAAAGACAUAAACUGAAACUAUAGGGUAGGUAGUGACUGGGGGUGAGAGGUAAACACAUACAAAUGACUUACAGAGAGGAUGGGGAGGGGGUAAAAAAAGAAAAGUACAAAAAAAAUAGAAAGGAAAAAAUAAAAUAAAAUGACUUCCGUCUAUUUGCAUGGUAUGUGUAUAUAAAGUUCAGUUCAUCACGUAUCAACUCUUCUAGCACAGGCAUCACUUUCUUUCUCGUGCCGGAGUCCUUCUUCUUCUCUGUCUCCUUCCUCUAUGCCCUCAAAUUAGUAUUUUAAAAUUCUUAUCUUUUAAAUAAUUCUUAACAGGUUCCCAAUUUGUUGGUUUUUUAAAUCUGCCUGGAUCAUUUGUUAAUAAGUAUGUCAGUUUAUCCAUAUUCAUAAUUUCAUAUGACCAAGCAUCUUGAUAUAACAUUAUGUUGUCAACGUUUUUCAUGGCUGGAAUCACUGGGCUGCUGUGAGUUUUUCGGGCUGUAUGGCCAUGUUCCAGUAGCAUUCCCUCCUGACAUUUCACCUACAUUUGUGGCCGACGUCUUCAGAGGUCUGUUGGAAGGGAGGCAAAUGAAAUGUAUAUAGGUUGCUGUGAGUCUUCCGGGCUGUAAUGGCCAUGCUCCAGAAGCAUUCUCUCCUGACGUUUUGCCCACAUCUGUGGCAGGCAUCCUCAGAGGUUGUGAGAUGCCUGCCAUAGAUGUGGGUGAAACAUGAGGAAAGAAUGCUUCUGAAACACUAAUAAUAAUAAUAAUCAUAAUAAUAAUAAACAAGUUUACUUAUACCCCACCACCAUCUCCCCAAAAAAUUUUCAGUCACGGAGCACCUUUGAAAUGUGAAAUUUAAAGGGGAGAACUGGAUUUUAUCUCGCAGAUACAUACUGUAUUUGACAAAUAAAAUGACAAUAAUUGGGUUGCUGUGAGUUUUCCGGGCUGUCUGGCCGUGUUCCAGAAGCAUUCUCUCCUGACAUUUCUAUGGGAGCAUCUUCAGAGGUUGUGAAGUCUGUUGGAAACUAGGCAAGUGGGGUUUAUAUGCCCGUGGAAGGUCCAGGGUGGGAGAAAGAACUCUUGUCUGCUUGAAGCAAGUGUGAAUGUUACAAUUGGCCACCUUGAUUAGCAUUGAAUGGCCUUGCUGCUUCCUGCCUGGGGGAAUCCUUUGUUAGGAGGUGUUAGGUGGCUCUGAUUGUUUCUUGUCUGGAUUCCCCCUGUUUUCUGAGUGCUGUUCUUUAUUUGCUGUCCUGAUUUUAGAGUUUUUUUAAAUACUAGUAGCCAGAUAUUCCUGACAGAAAACAAUCAGAGUCACCUAACACCUUUCAACAAAGGAUUCCCCAAGCAGGAAUCAGCCAGGCUUUGAAGCUGCAUGGCUAUUCAUUGCUAAUCAAGGUGACCAAUUGCAACAUUCACACUUGCCUCAAACAGACAAGAGUUAUUUCUCCCAAUCUGUACAUCAUUCCACAGAUACAUAAACCUCACUUGCCUAGUUUCCAACAAACCUCAAACCUCUGAGGACGCCUGCCAUAAAUGUGGGUGAAAUGCUUCUGGAACAUGGCCAUACAGCCCGGAAAGCUCAGAGCAACCCAGUGAUUCCGGCCAUGAAAACCUUUGCCAACACAAUCGCAAUAAUAUUGACGAAGCAAGGAACUUUCACAAUUUAAGCAUGCAAGACUAAAUGUUAUUAUUCGCAACUUUUAUUUUCUCCACCAAUUUGACAUUACAAACAGAACAAAACACACAAUAGAUAAAAGAAAAAUUGUGACAAAACUAAGACAAAACAUUUGGGAAUGAAUUUAGAGCACAUAUUGCAGAUCUACAAUUUGUCACACACAUACAACAGGCAUUUUAAGACAUUGUUACAGUUGUUACAAACUUUUUCUUGGUUUCACAAAAAAAAAUUCAAUGAGAAGGAUGAGACUGUUUUGAUUUGCACAAUGAGAAUUUUGGACAACUGCAUCCAGAUAUCAUGCUGUGCACAGAGACAUGAUCUGUAUUUUGUUUUGGUAGAAACAUAUGCAGAGAAUCCUGUGUCACAUAAAUAAGUGGUUGCAAAAGGCAGAAAAGAAGUUCAACUUUAUCCGAUAAGAGUUUAAACUCAUAUUUUAGCAUACACCAAAAAUCUGACACUAAUUGAUUAAUUUCAAACUCUGCUUUUAUUUCAGAAUCUGAUGUCAAAUCAAGGAAGCAUUCAUAUUGUGACGUCAGAGGGGCUGGUUUUUGGGAUACAGACUAUAAUACAGUAGAGUCUCACUUAUCCAACAUAAAUGGGCCGGCAGAACGUUGGAUAAGCGAAUAUGUUGGACAAUAAGGAGAGAUUAAGGAGAAGCAUAUUAAACAUCAAAUUAGGUCAUGAUUUUACAAAUUAAGCACCAAAACAUCAUGAUAUACAACAAAUUUGACAGAAAAGGUAGUUCAAUAUGCAGUAAUGCUAUGUAGCAAUUACUGUAUUUACGAAUUUAGCACCAAAAUAUCACAAUGUAUUGAAGCUGAUGAGGGCAAACCGGCACCGUUUUUUGAAAUCAGCAGGUCAAAUAUACCCAGAAAUAGAGCUAACAUUUGAAAUGCCAAAAUAUGUAUUGGCCUGAGUAAUACUGAUUUCGCUGCCAAUGCUCUGCUGAUGUGUGAGUAUAUCCUGCUGUAGUUUUCUGCAUUUCAUAGAUCCACAGGCUCUCUGUAGCACUUACUGGACUUACUAUGUGCCAUUGGAUAUAAGGGAGACUGAUUUACUAUGGCAUUAUGUAUCAUGGGAUUUGAGCGACCACGAGUUUUGGUAUCAACAGGGCAGGCUGGAUCCAAACCCCAUUGGAUACUGAAGCCCAAAAGAUACUGAACUGUCCUUUCUUUCCUACUCUCAGUUCUAAUAGCAUUCAAAUCCCCCCUUUUUUACUGAAGGCAUGUCUACACCGUAGAAUUAAUCAAGUUUGACACCACUUUGACUGCCACAGCUCAAUGCUAUGGAGCUGUAGUUUAGUGAGGCAGCAGCCCUUUUUGCAGAGAAGGCGAAAGACCUUUCAAAACAACAAUUCCAUAGUACUGAGCCAGGGCAAUUCAAGGAGUGUCAAACUGCAUUAUUCCUACAGUGCAGAUGCACUCUCAGUGCACAUUUACAUGGAUCAAAUUCGUUCCUCCAGGGGUGGCUGGACUCCGUUGUGGCAGCAUGAUAUACCAGGUCCAUUCACCAUAAUGUGGGAUAAGGCUGUGUAAUGUGGCCUUGUGCUAUAUUUUAAAAGUUGCAACAUAUUCCAGAGCGUUUCAGACCACUGUAAGCAGUUGUGUCCUUAUUCGAAAAGCUGUUGUCUUCCUUUCCAUACCUUUCCUAGAUCUAUGCAACGAAAGAUGUUUUGCUCCCUGCCUGCGGUGGCGCAAUGGGUUAAACCCUUGUGCUGCUGAACUGCUGAUCUGAAGAUUGGCAUUUUGAAUCCAUGGGACGGGGUGAGUUCCUGCUCUUAGCCCAAGCUCCUGCCAACCUAGCAGUUUGAAAACAUGCAAAUGUGAGUAGAUCUAUAGGUACCACUUUGACGAGAAAAGGCAAAACGACGCUCCAAGCAGUCAUGCUGGCCACAUGACCAGGAGGUGUCUACGGACACAUGCGCCUUGGCUUGGAAAUAGAGAAAGAGCUGGAGAUGAGUUCCACCUCCAGAGCCGGAAAUGAAAGGAGAAGCCUUUGCCUUUGUCUGUGUGUUUGUGUCUCAUUGUAUGUCAUUGCAAUAAGGCACUGAACAUUUGCCUGUGUCUACUUAUAUACUGUAAUCCGCUCUGAGUCCCCUCGGGGAGAAGUACAGAAUAUAAAUAAAGUGUUGUUGUUGUUGUUGUUGA
Messenger RNA from Anolis carolinensis (green anole), 7257 nucleotides. RefSeq names its product zinc finger protein 239. Gene Ontology annotation, molecular function: DNA-binding transcription factor activity, RNA polymerase II-specific. The record is from RefSeq and is a predicted model, not a curated record. NCBI's taxonomy places the organism in Eukaryota, Metazoa, Chordata, Lepidosauria, Squamata, Anolidae. Gene Ontology annotation, cellular component: nucleus. The transcript is spliced from 2 exons. Gene Ontology annotation, biological process: regulation of transcription by RNA polymerase II. Bases 2164 to 3141 code for a protein of 325 amino acids.